Molecule: messenger RNA, 1113 nt
Organism: Hylaeus volcanicus
Lineage: Eukaryota; Metazoa; Arthropoda; Insecta; Hymenoptera; Colletidae
Product: myb-like protein M
Exons: 1
Coding region: 1-1113 (370 amino acids)
Source: RefSeq, a predicted model, not a curated record
AUGUCAAAUGAACCUCAUUGCUGUGAAUCCAAGAAUUGUAUGGGAUCAAGGUAUAACGGAUGGUCAUUGAAUUGCAUAUUUUGCCACAAAAAAAUAUAUGUUGAAUGCCUGCGCAAUCGAGAUGCACAACGAACAAAGGGAAUGUUGAUUAAAUUCGGAUUGAUGGAAAAAAUCACAGAGGAAAAUGGUACAAUCAGCUGGAAUAUUCAGAAUGACACGAACAAACUAUCCGAAUUCUAUUCAACAUUCAACGUCGAUUCACCGUUUGGAUUGACAUGUGAGUUCUGCAAAUUAAAAUUCUCACAGCAACUACCAACAGAGAAUGAGAACAGAAAUUCACACCAAUCGGCCGAAACGAGCAAAAACCAACAAAAGAAUAUUGAAACACCACAAAUAUCACCUGUGAACGGUGUAUAUGCCAUUCACGUAUCACGAAUGCCAAAAGAAACCACAACCGAUGAUGUUGCUGCUCUUAUCAUAGGUAAUUUGGAUGCCAAUAAUGAUUCUUUUCUUGUUGAAAAAUUACCCAACAAACGAUACAAAGGAAAUGCAAGAAGUUUUUCAUCAUUUAAAAUUUCAACCUUGUUUCGUACGAUUUGUGAAAAAAUUAUCACAAUGGACGGAUGGAAUUCAAACUGCAUUUUAAAACAAUUCAAUCAUCCAUCGAAAAUGCAAAAACCAGUCUUACCAGUUGAAACCGAUGCCAUGAAAAAGAAGAGACAAAAUCCGAAGCCACAACAAAAUGUGCAGCAACAAGUCAAUUCUAAUCGGAAUCAUCGCAACAACAACAACUAUAACAACAGAAAUAUCUAUGAGACACAUCAAAACAAUCACAUCGAUCGAAGGAGACUUGUCAAUGGGAAUGGGCGUCGUCGUCAUGAAUAUCGUCCACAAUACCGAGAGAGGCAGAUACCGGUCAAUAAUUUCAGACACCAUCAACAACAGCCGUUGCAGCAAUUACCGAUUAAUCCGCAGUUUUUGCCAAACAGCAAUUAUUCUUUUUGGAAUGGAACACCGUAUCACAUUAUGCCACCUCAAAUGUACACUCACAACACAAUGCCAAUACAAAUGAUCCAACCAUUACACACACAUCCAAUGUACCAGCCCUUUUAA